Messenger RNA from Gavialis gangeticus (Gharial), 2529 nucleotides. Its product is annotated as semaphorin-4D-like. Gene Ontology annotation, molecular function: semaphorin receptor binding; chemorepellent activity. The record is from RefSeq and is a predicted model, not a curated record. NCBI's taxonomy places the organism in Eukaryota, Metazoa, Chordata, Crocodylia, Gavialidae. The transcript has 8 exons. Gene Ontology annotation, biological process: negative regulation of axon extension involved in axon guidance; axon guidance; positive regulation of cell migration. Bases 13 to 1830 code for a protein of 605 amino acids.
AAUUUUGUCCAUAUGGAUAUAGUGAAGGAAAGUGAAUCAAAUUCAAAUGGAGAUGAUGAUAAAAUUUAUGUGUUCUUCACUGAAACUGCUGUUGAAUUUGAAUUCUAUGACAAGCCUCUUGUGUCAAGAAUUGCUCGUGUUUGCAAGGGUGAUCUUGGAGGAAAACGUAUAUUACAAAAAAGAUGGACAACAUUUUUAAAAUCCAGACUUGUCUGUUCUGUUCCAGAAUUAAAUUUCCAGUUUAAUAUUCUUCAGGAUGUCUUUUUACUUAAGACAGCAGGCUGGCAAGAAACAAAUUUUUAUGGGAUAUUUACUCAACAAUGGGGAAGACUGGACAUUUCAUCCGUGUGUGCAUACAGUAUGGAAACAAUUCAGGAAGUUUUCUCCAAAGGAAACUACAAAGGACCAGUAACUAUGGAGCAUUCCCAUGUCAAAUGGGUGGUGUACGGGGGCAAAGUGCCAAUUCCGCGUCCUGGGGCUUGUAUUGAUAAUUUCGCCCGAAGUUUUGGAUACAACAUUUCACUUGAUUUGCCCGACAAGAUUCUGCAGUUUGCUAGAGACCACCCUCUAAUGGAUAAUGUUGUAAAUCCAGUUGGUAAUUGGCCAGUGCUACUGAAAAGAGGUUCAAAUUAUACCAAGAUUGUAGUAGAAAGAAUUGUUGGCCUAGAUAAAAAAGCAUACGACGUUAUGUUUAUAGGAACAGAUAAUGGAUAUUUGCAUAAAGGUCUUAACUGCAAUGGAGAGAUGUUCAUUGUGGAAGAGAGACAGCUGUUCCGGUCUCCUGAGCCUGUACAGUCUCUCAAACUCUCUUCCAGGAAGGGCCUGCUGUACGUGGGGUCUCCAUCCCAAGUGGUUCAGGUUCCAGUUUCACUCUGCCACCAAUAUAAACAUUGCUUGGAUUGUGUGUUGGCGAGGGAUCCCUACUGUGCGUGGUCUCAGGCUUCUGCUGCUUGUGUUCCUGUGGCUAAUCAGAUUGGUGACAUUCAGAAUUUAAUCCAGAGCAUUAAAUAUGGGGAUGUUUCCAAAUGUCCUAGUUUAGGAAACAAUGUCAGAAGAUAUCCAGUUAUCCUUGGAAGCCAUGUUAAUCUUAAAUGUGUUACCCUGUCCAACCUGGCUAGCACAGUGUGGAAGUUCAAUGGGAGUAGACUUCAGGCAGAAGAUUCUAAAUACCUGCUUUACGAUGGAGGAAUAAUUAUAUUUAAUGUGACAGGAGCCGAUGCUGGAUUCUACGUGUGUCAGUCUGUAGAGAGAGCCAACGGGAAACAAUUCCCUAUUACUGUGGCUAGCUACAUCCUUUAUAGCCAGCAAGAGAGUGCUUUCAUUAUUCCUAAAAGUUAUACAACAAACCAACUAAAUGAUAAAACAACUGCCAUGCAUGCUAAGCCUUUGGUCUCAUCAUCUUUGCAGAAGGAUCCAGCAAAACUGAAAGCUCUGGAAGACCAAAAAGAGGACCUUGUUGUAAAAAUCUUGGGAGCAGGUUUUGCACUUCUUUUUUUUUGCUUGCUAGUUUGGAACUUUUGCAAGGGGCAUUUACGUUUGCCGUGGAAGGGCCGAGAAAGAAGCUCAAAAACAGUGGAUGUCAAUUGUUCAGCAGAUCCAGCAUUGGCAACAGAUGGGCCAGGCGCUGCGAGGAAAAAUCUGGCCAUACAAACUAAUACUUCCGCUUCUAAUGAAUCGAUCCCACUCAUGUACUCCCUCUCAGAAGAUAAAUGCAGUACAACUGUACAACACAACACAAGUCUCACAAAAAGGGUAACUGGAAGUUGCAGCUCACAAAACUGUUUGGUUCAAGAUGACAUGGCAUUUCCUACUAAGGAAUCUGGGUUGUAAAGUUUGGGUUGGAGUCAGGAGCCCCAAAUCCAUUGAGAUGAGCAAUAUUGUACAUGACAGAAGCACAUUUCCAGUUACUGCUUUUGGAAAAAAACCCAUCAAAUCCAUUUCCAGUACCCUUUUGACAUGGUGGCAUUGCAAGAAUAAACAUUUCUGCAGUUGUUACAGAGCCUUUACUGUUGUGUUCUCCUGCACCAUUAUAGAAAUUAACACUUCGGAAUCUAAUAAUAAUACUUAGCGCUCAAAAAGUGCCUUCACCUUCAGAGUUUAUCUAUGUAAUCUACAAAUAGUAACUAAUUAAGUCUCCUAAUGCCCCUGUGACGUAGUUAUUAUCUUCAUUAUACUGAUGAGGUUAAACAACUUGUCCAUGGCCACAGAGAGAAUCAGUGUCAAAGCUGUGGAUAAAAAGAGUUCCUAGCUCAUUUUGUAUGAUCCUACCAUUGACCACCAACCCUUUACUUUAUCACCUUUUCAAAGCACUUUACAUGCUUUAAAUUUAAGUUGCUGAUUAAUUUUUAAUGACUUUUACAAUGUCUCUCUCCCAACCCCAAAAAGCCUUGUGACCCAGUUUGUGUACCACAUAGCUACUGUGAAUUGAUUUGCCUUGGAGCAUGGCCAGAAUUCAGGUACCAUAACCCUUGGCUGCUGAGCAUAUUUGGUUGAACCAAUUUUUUUUAUUAAUGCUUCUAAUGUCUUCAU